AUGGGAGGCCCGGUCGAGUUAAAGUCGGACAAAAACGCAAAUAUUUGCCAGAUUAAAAACACCUCAACGUCGGAUAGUGGAGGCACUGAAAAGCCGGGGGAGAGGGAAGAGGGCCAAAGAGCAGGUGCUUAUCACUUGAAUAGAGAUCCCGAGCACAGCCACUGGAAAGACAGCGAAAACUAA
This is a messenger RNA of Oppiella nova, 183 nucleotides long. The record is from the annotation of a GenBank genome assembly. NCBI's taxonomy places the organism in Eukaryota, Metazoa, Arthropoda, Arachnida, Sarcoptiformes, Oppiidae.